Ctenopharyngodon idella (grass carp) is the source of this 1716-nucleotide messenger RNA. RefSeq names its product melatonin receptor type 1B-B. Gene Ontology annotation, cellular component: membrane. Gene Ontology annotation, molecular function: G protein-coupled receptor activity. Gene Ontology annotation, biological process: G protein-coupled receptor signaling pathway. The coding region runs from base 557 to 1483 and encodes 308 amino acids. The transcript is spliced from 7 exons. The record is from RefSeq and is a predicted model, not a curated record. NCBI's taxonomy places the organism in Eukaryota, Metazoa, Chordata, Actinopteri, Cypriniformes, Xenocyprididae.
UAAAAAUAUUCAAUAAUGUAGUUCAGGAUUUCAUAUUUUUUUAAAAACUUUAAAAAUGACAUUUUAUGAAAAUAUGCCUUAACAGAUCCUUCACUCAAACAUGUGAUAUUUUGUUUUUUGUCACCAUUUUUUCAGCAUUGCGCCUUGUAGUAAUGUGAUCGUUCAAAGUAAUUGACUUGCCACAGUUUUGAAAAUAGUUUCAGAGUUCAGACAGACAUGAGUUGAUAUAAUAAGUUCAUGACACUACUUUAUGGGUUCUGCAGGUGUUUAAAGUCCUAAAAUGAAGAUGUAUGUGUAAAGAUUAUAAGAUUUCUCUUAUAAUGCUCUGUUACAUACAACCAUUAGUGCUGUCACUGUGAAAAAGGCUGAAUAAGUGUUCAAUGGUUAAAGCUUAAUGAAGCAGGAUAAGUUUAAUUAAAGAAAGGUGUGACGUCUGUCUUCACGUAAUCACUGUGUUUCUGAGCUCUCCAUAUCACAUAUCCAGAAAACAGCCGAGUGUGAAGCUUCCCUUUUUCUAAUUGUUGGGUUUAUCUGUAGGUCUCUGCUUCGGUGACAAAUGAACACGUCACAUAAUAUAACAGAAUCAGAGGAGAAUUACUGGUCCAGAAUUGAGAAGUCUAUUCUCGCUCCCAUCCUCACCACUGAGAUGGUACUGGGUGUUUUGGGAAAUGGACUGGUUUUGAUAGUUAAAUUAGUGUGUAAAGACCAUUUUCAGUGUCUUUACUGGCUGCCACUUUUCAGUCUCACGCUCUCAGAUUUCUUCUGCUCCAUCCUCAUAAUCUGUGGCUCCCUCUUAGCUGUGCUGAGUGACGGUCAGAUUUCACCGUGGUGUGAGGUGGUGAGCCUGCUAAAGUUCACCUUCAUCACCUCUUCCAUUGGAAGCAUAGCUAUUCUCUGUGUUCAGAGAUUUAUGGGCAUUCCUUCCAAAGGCAAAAGACUGUCUGUUGUCAUGGCAGUUGCAUGUGUGGCAUCAUGGUGCACUGGAGCUAUAUUUGGAGCAGUGCCAGUAGCCUAUGAGUGGAUAAGAUAUGAUCCAGCUGAAAUGCUGUGUGCAGUGUUCUGGGAGAGCAGUUACUCUGACAUGCUGGUUUACAUCCUCUGUGCCUUCUCCACCUCCAUCUUCGUCCCAUUCCUCCUAAUACUCUGCUGCUCCAUCCUGACUUGUGUAGGCUUUGGGAAACAAUGUUCUAGUCAGGAUGACCUGUCCUCUAUCACGCCACUGCUGGUGAUCUUUUAUCUGUUCUGCUAUGCUCCAUUUGCUGCAUCUGAGUUGGUUCUCCUUGGACGGCUUGAUCUGUCCCCGUCCCCUGAGUGGCUGAGAUCACUAUCAUCAGUAAUGGCGUAUCUGGACUGUUGUUUAAACCCAUUCAUCUACUGCACAAAUAAAGACUUCCGAGAAGCAGUUCUCAUACUUGUGUGGAACAAAAGGAGAUCAAUUACUCCAGAGCCAGUGCUGACUGGCAUUACAAGGCUUGAAUUAUGAGGAUUUACGUGCAUGAAGAUAAUAAAAAGUGCAUCAUAUUAUGAAUUUAAUUGUAACAAAUGACACUCUUUCCUAUGUGUGGUGAGAUACAAAUAUUGCAGUGUAGGUGAUAAAGAUGUUUUUGCUCCAGAAUAUUGUUUUAAUGCGACAAGUUAAGACAAGAACAAUACAUUUUUAACUUUAAUACUGGAAAAUCAGACUAAGGGAUAUUAUGAACAAACUUUUAGUAGUUU